AUGCGGCGGGAAGGUGAGCGGCACCGGCUGCGAGCGAUGGGACCGGGCGCCAGGCGCCGGGCACUGGGAGCGAGCGGUGGGAUCGGGCGCUGGGCAACGGAAUGGGGGCCGGGAGUGAAGAGCAGGUGCCACGAGCACCGGGCCGAGCACCAGGAGCAGCGGGGGGCUCUGAUGCCGCGGGCCAGCCCCGCAGCCCCCGGGGACCAUGUGCGCAGUGGGGACCUGGCCCUCAAGCGGCCUUGGAUCUACCCGUGCAGUGGGGGCUGCGCUGGGGUUAGCGCAGCUGCCGCGAGCUGGUGUUGCCGGGGGGUGUUGCUCGACCCUCGAGCUGCCGGGGGGUGUUUGUCCAAAAAAAACGCCACCGGGGCCCCCUACGCCGGCCACAGCUACCUGAGCGGCUUCAUCUCGCUGCUGCUGCGGGCCGAGCCCUACCCCACGGCCCGCUACGGGGCCCAGUGCCUGCAGCCCAGUAACGUCAUGGGCAUCGAGAACAUCUGCGAGCUGGCCGCCCGCCUCCUCUUCAGUGCCAUCGAGUGGGCCAAGGGCAUCCCCUUCUUCCCAGACUUCCAGCUCUCCGACCAGGUGGCCCUGCUGCGCAUGGCGUGGAGCGAGCUGUUCGUGCUCAACGCGGCGCAGUGCGCCAUGCCGCUGCACCAAAGGGCAGUUUUGCAGCCUGAUGUUCUGACAGACGAUUUCAUGGUUGGGGAGGAGAAGUUUAAAGACCAAAAAGCCUCACGGGGACCCAGCUCAUGGGACCCAGCGCAGGCGGAUGCCGUGGGGCUGUCGGAGCUGGGGCCCGUGGAGAGCGUGCAGGAGAAGUCGCAGUGCGCGCUGGAGGAGUACGUGCGGAGCCAGCACCCGAGCCAGCCGAGCCGCUUCGGGCGCCUGCUGCUGCGCCUGCCCUCGCUGCGCCUCGUCUCGGCGCCCGUCAUCGAGCAGCUCUUCUUCGUGCGCCUCGUGGGCAAGACGCCCAUCGAGACCCUCAUCCGGGACAUGCUGCUCUCGGGAUCCACCUUCAACUGGCCCUACCUCGCCAUGCAGUGA
Tinamus guttatus (white-throated tinamou) is the source of this 1044-nucleotide messenger RNA. The record is from RefSeq and is a predicted model, not a curated record. NCBI's taxonomy places the organism in Eukaryota, Metazoa, Chordata, Aves, Tinamiformes, Tinamidae.